Molecule: messenger RNA, 1602 nt
Organism: Euleptes europaea (tarantolino)
Lineage: Eukaryota; Metazoa; Chordata; Lepidosauria; Squamata; Sphaerodactylidae
Product: vomeronasal type-2 receptor 26-like
Exons: 4
Coding region: 1-1602 (533 amino acids)
Biological process (GO): G protein-coupled receptor signaling pathway
Cellular component (GO): membrane
Molecular function (GO): G protein-coupled receptor activity
Source: RefSeq, a predicted model, not a curated record
AUGCCGUAUGUUGAAGAGUUCUCUUCUCAAACAAUAACUGAUUUUGGUUGCAGCUUGAUAACAAAGUUCUACCAGCACAUCCUCGCUUUGGUGUUUGCGAUCCAUGAGGUCAACAAGAAUCCCAAUAUCCUGCCAAAUGUCACCCUUGGGUUUCACAUUCAUGACUCCUAUAUAUAUCUGAAAUGGACUUACAGGACCACCCUGGACCUACUCUUCACAUCACUUGAACUUGUCCCAAACUACAAGUGUGGCACCCAGAAAAAAAUGAUCGGUGUCAUUGGGGGAUAUACUUCUGAAAUCUCAACAGAUAUAGCAACUCUCUUAAGUCGUUACAAGAUCCCACAGCUCCAUGCACUUCUUCGGAGAAUUGCUUUCAACAACAGUGCCGGAGACGAAGUGACCUUUAACGAACAUGGAGAAUUGAAUGGUGGAUUUGAUAUUACCAAUAUGGUCACUUUUCCAAAUGAGUCCUAUGUCAGAGUCAAGAUGGGGAGGCUGGAUCCUCAGGUUCCACUUAGUAAAAGAGUUACCAUCGACGAGGACAGAAUUCAGUGGAACAGACACCUCGCACAGCUGCCUCCCUUAUCUGUGUGUAAUGACAACUGCAAACCUGGUUUCAGCAAGAAAAAAAAGGAAGGGGAGCCUUUCUGCUGCUACGAUUGUGAUCCCUGUCCAGAAGGGAAAAUAUCAGACAAAGAGGACAUGGAUUCUUGCAUGACUUGCUCUGAAGGUCAUUAUCCAAACCUGAGACAAGUCCAAUGCAUUCCCAAGAUUCCAAAUUUCCUUUCCUUUUCCGAACCCUUGAGCAUGAUUUUGGCCUUUUUGGCUCUCUCCUUUUCUCUGAUCACAGCCCUGGUGCUCGCAAUCUUUGUCAAGUACAAGGAAACCCCAAUCGUUAAAGCCAACAACAGGAGCCUCACCUACUGUCUACUCAUCUCUCUCCUUCUCUGCUUCCUCUGCUCCUUGCUCUUCAUUGGAAGGCCCAACAAGGUGACCUGCCUCCUCCGACAAACGACUUUUGGCAUCAUCUUCUCAGUCGCUGUUUCUUCUGUCCUGGCAAAAACUGUCACGGUCGUGGUGGCAUUUAUGGCGUCUAAACCAGGAAGCAUUUUCCGAAGGUGGGUGGGGAAACAAUUGGCAUGGUCUAUUGUUAUCUUUUGCUUCUUUGUUCAAGUUGGCAUUUGUGCUGUUUGGCUGGGAUCUUCUCCUCCAUUUCCAGAUGUGGACAUGAAUUCACUCAAUAGAGAAAUGAUCGUGCAAUGCAAUGAAGGGUCAGCUACCAUGUUUUACUGUGUCUUGGGCUACAUGGGAUUUCUGGCCACCGUCUGCUUUAUUGUGGCUUUCCUAGCCAGAAAGUUGCCUGACAGUUUCAAUGAAGCCAAGUUCAUCACCUUCAGCAUGUUGGUCUUCUGCAGUGUUUGGCUGUCCUUCGUCCCCACCUACCUGAGCACUCAAGGAAGAGACACGGUGGCCGUGGAGAUCUUCUCCAUCUUCGCUUCCAGUGCUGGCUUACUAGGCUGUAUCUUUUUCCCCAAAUGCUAUGUCAUCAUUCUGAGGCCCGAGUGGAACAGAAGAGAGCAGCUGAUCAGGAAAAAACAUUAA